Messenger RNA from Oncorhynchus nerka (sockeye salmon), 5130 nucleotides. Its product is annotated as taste receptor type 1 member 3-like. Lineage: Eukaryota; Metazoa; Chordata; Actinopteri; Salmoniformes; Salmonidae. Gene Ontology annotation, molecular function: G protein-coupled receptor activity. The record is from RefSeq and is a predicted model, not a curated record. Gene Ontology annotation, biological process: G protein-coupled receptor signaling pathway; sensory perception of umami taste; sensory perception of sweet taste. Gene Ontology annotation, cellular component: plasma membrane.
UGUGUGUGUGUGUCCUGGAACCUUAUCACUGGAAAGUUUUAGGAAGGUUGUGGGUGGAUUCAUGGCUUAGGCUACCGAAGAAACCAAAACAAUGCCAUUCACAAACAAGAUGUUUAUCUGAGUCUACUGCCCGCGCAACAUCUUGCUAAAAUACAUCAACAAUGUGCACAGCAGUGGAGGCUGCUGAGAGGAGGAUGGCUCACAAUAAUGGCUAAAACGGAGCAAUUGGAAUGGAAUAAAAUGCAUGGAAACCAUGUGUUUGAUACCAUUCCACUAAUUCCGCUCCAGCCAAUUCCAUGAACUCGUCCUCCCCAAUUAAGAUGCCACCAACCUCCUGUUGUGCACAGAUGCACACACAAUAAAAGCCACCUCACAGUAGUGUACACGUACAAACAAGCAGAAAUGUAAAACGCUGUCUCUGUGUUAGAGCACUUGAUGUCAUGAACUGAAGGUAAAAAGGGAGAACGUGGGUGGAAAGUAGACAAUCUGACAACAACCUGACAACAAGUUUCAUCACAAUGUGCCAACCUGCUCACGUCAAGAUCUCAGACAAGAUAGAGGAAAGACUACAGUGCCUGUUUUAACUAGUGGCCAAACACAAACCUUCAUACGGGCUUAAUACAAAUAUGCAAAAAUCAUAAAGAGAGAAAAUAGAAACGCUCAGCUGUCACACUUGAACUGCAACUUCAACUCAACCUUAAAGAAAAGGUUCACUCAUUUUGAAUGUUACAUCAUUUUGGUGCAUCUCUGAGCGAUGUUCUAUCGAUUCCCGGGGUCAUUUCAUGUUUUCAUGUGUAUCUGAGCUGUGUCAUCAUAUGCGAAACUCGUCAUACCGGCUGUAUUUCUGCCUGCCUGAACCGCAAUAGUUCAGAUACACAUGAAAACAUGAAAUGACCCUGCAGCAGAAAAGAACAGGUUGAUUUGCCACCUGACAUCUGAUUUUCCUAAAUAUUAUAGACCUAUGAAAUGGAGAUACGAGGGACUCAUCAAACACACACAUGGUCACCAGUGAGGUUUUACUGUCUUAGAAAAUUGGUGCAAUCAGGUUUGUGGUUUUAAAGUGCUGAUAUCUUCUAACCCCCAACAAUGCAGUACACUGACGAGGCCUGAUCAGCCAACCACAAGCAAAUAUCAAUAAAAUGCUCAGGAAGUGUGGGACAAGAACCUGUCACCUGGUGAUUUUCAUAUGUUGGUGUCUCAUUUCAAACAUCUUCACAUGCACCAUCAAUUUAAAUGCAAAUGCACCUCCGGAGUCAUGCUGACAGCAACUGCACACCUGUGAUGAGACCUGUAGUCUGGCACAGGACAGCCUGACCCCAGGUAUUCAGUUCACCACUCAUCACAAUACAGGAGACACAGGAGGUGCAGACAGACUGAUAGAACAGUUCUCCCCAUUGACUCGCUGGGCUGUGAAAGUACCCAUACAGGUGAGCCUCUCCAUCACUCUGUAACUGGUUGGCAAAUUACCUUUCUCUCACAGCAUCAGCUGCUGACUCGGUCUCUUCUUUCUCUCUCUCCCUUUCACCCUUUAUUUCUCUAUCAAUGCAUCUCUUUAAACUCUCAUUUGUUGAUGCCUUUUUUACUCUCUGAUGUUUGCCAUGUCCUCUCAACAUGUCUCUUCCUGCCCUCAGCAGCAUGGCAGUGCCAUUGAGACUGCUGGUUCUAUGCUGCCUGUUUGGAGCAGGGUGUAAUCAGAGCUCUCCACCAUGGUUCCAGAACAUCACUACAACUCUGUUCAACUCCUCGGGAGACAUCCUCCUCGGGGGGCUCUUCCCCAUCAAUGAUCUCACCAGCAACUUGAGCCAGAGAGUAGAGCCGGACAGCAUUAGCUGUGACAGUAUUAAUACGUUUGGUUUGGGUAUGGCCCUGGUGAUGAAGUACACAGUGGAUGAGAUCAACGCCAACUCCACCCUACUCCCCGGCAUCAGGCUGGGCUAUGAGAUCUUCGACACCUGCAAGCAGUCUGCCGUCAUCGUGAAGCCCACCCUCUUCUUCCUCACAGAGGGCUCCAGCCGGGAGCUGGCCAUCAUGUGUAACUACACGGACUACGUGACCCGUGUGGUGGCUGUCAUCGGCCCUUCCACCUCAGAGAUGGUCUCAGUCAUAGGAAAACUACUGGGAUUCUUCCUCAUGCCACAGAUCAGCUACAGUGCCACCAGUGACAAGUUCAGUGACAAGAGUCUGUACCCAUCGUUCUUGCGCACCGUGCCCAGUGACAAGAGGCAGGUGGAGGCCAUGGUGCGUCUGAUGAACAGGUUCCAGUGGAACUGGGUAGCUGUCGUGGGCAGUGAGGAUGAGUAUGGACGUCAGGGCCAGCGCCAGUUUUCUACCCUGGCAGCAGAGAGCUCCAUUUGUGUGGCGUACGAGGGGUUAAUCCCCAUCUAUAGCGACCCACAGCCUGUGGUCAGAGAGAUGCUGGACCGCAUCAUAGAGAGCAAAGUGGGUGUGGUGGUGGUGUUCUCUCUCUCCCAGCCUGCCAGAGCCUUCUUUACUGAGGUGAUCAGGAGGAAUCUGACAGGGGUCUGGGUGGCCAGCGAUGCGUGGGCCCUGCACAGAGACGUAUCAACUCUCCGAAACAUCCACACUGUGGGCACUAUCAUUGCCUUCACAGUCCACAGCCAGAUCCUGGGCCUGCUCACACCCUACACCACAGAACUCUUCUCCAGGAUCAGAGAGGAGAGGGUCAGGCAGCCCUCACCAGGUCCAGAUACAGAGCCAACCCAUAGUAUGAACCCAUGCCCAGACUGCUGGAACCUGUCCCUAGACAACAUAAGUCUGGUGACAAAGCCCAUACUGCUGAGGUCAGCUUUCAGCGUCUAUGCUGCCAUCUACAGUGUUGCACACGCACUGCACACCAUGCUCAGGUGCAAUGCUAAGAGCUGCCUGGGGGACACUAAAAGCAAACUCUACCCCUGGCAGCUGUUGGAGGUGCUCAAGGAGGUUAACUUCAGUCUAAAUGGAAGUCAUUUUGAGUUUGACAGUAAUGGAAACCCAAACAUUGGCUACAACGUACUACAGUGGGUCUGGGGAAACAACAGUCUGAGUUUCAAAGAUGUCGGCACCUUCUAUGAGAAGCUGUCAAUCAAUAACUCCCUCAUCCAAUGGCAUACAGUAUGCGCUAAGGCCCCUGAGUCUACCUGUUCUUCUGAGUGUGGCCCUGGCCAGGUGCGCAGAGUGAAAGGCUUCCAUUCCUGCUGCUUUGACUGUAUUGACUGUUUACCGGGCACCUUCCAGAAUGGCAGAAUGGACAUCCAGUGUACCCAGUGUCUAGAGGGCCAGUGGUCCCUGGUACGUAGCACCAACUGCACCGAGCCUACCUUUGACUUCCUAACCUGGGGCCAGCCUGAGUCCUUGGGGCUGCUGCUGGCCAUGCUAGUGCUGCUGGCCUGUCAGGGGGCUGUGGGGGUCCUGUUCCUGCAGCACCGGGGUUCUCCGCUGGUGAGGGCCUCUGGGGGGCCCCUGGGUGGUGUGUCCCUACUCAGCAUGAUGGGGGGCUGUGCCUGCCUGCUGCUGUUCCUGGUCCAGCCAGGGGACAUGGUGUGUCGUCUGCAGCUUCCCCUCAGCUCCAUCUUCCACACGGUCACCUUGUCCACCAUCUUAGCCUUCUCACUGCAGAUUGUGUAUGUGACCGAGUUCCCUGAGAAGGCUCCAUCUCAUCUGGAUACACUGAGAGGCCCUGGAGGCUGGCUGCUGGUACUGGCCUGCUGUGGUGUGCAGGCAGGGAUCUGUGGCUAUUAUGUCCAGGAGGGGCCCUCUUUAUCCCGGUACCUGGCCAAGAUAAAGGUGACCUUUGUGAGAAAGUUCCUACGAUGCCCUGUGGAGCCCAUCUUAUGUCUUGGCCUGAUGCAGGGCUUCAAUGGCCUCCUCGCCCUCAUAUCCUUCAUGUGCACCUUCAUGGCUGUGAAGCCCAUUCGACAAUACAACCUGGCCAGAGAUAUCACCUUCUCCACCCUGACCUACUGUGUGGUUUGGGUGGUCUUCAUCCCCAUCUACACUGGUCUGAAUGACAAGGAACGCUCCAUUGUCCAUGUAUCUGUCAGUUUGCUCAGUAACAUGGGGCUGAUGGCAGCCUACUAUCUGCCAAAAUGUUACCUGCUGCUGAAGAAACCUGAGCUCAACACAGCAGAGCAUUUCCGUACCUUCCUCGAGGGAGCUCCAGGAACUCAAGAGGAACAGGACCAGGGACCUGCAGGGGAGGGACAAGUAUCAGGGGAGGCACAGGGACAGUGAAAUGUAUUAUGUUUAAUGUUUCAAUAAUAUAUACAAUUUAAUUUUGCAUGUUAUACAUUUCAUGUGCAUGUAUACUAGUUUGAUUGAAUGAUUUCGGUUAUUUAUCUUUGCAGAAAUUGUGAGUAAACGCACAGCAAAGGAGCAGGGCCAUGCACAGACCUUUCAGGGGGUGCUCAAAAUGAAAAAUAAAUAACAUACCAAAUAUCUCUAACAAUGUUUUGUUCUUGCAUAGGCCUAUUUAUUUCUGCAACAACACACUCAUCAUCACAAACUGUAAGGAAGCUAGUAACAGUGCCUCCUAAAGAUAUGAUUGACAUCGGGAAAAGAGGAUGGGCUAUCAGCUGACCAUUGAUGUUGAUGAUUGAUGUAAAUAUGCUAGUUAUGUAGCUCCAUUUCCUUUGGUGAUUGUGAUUUACCUUUCUAUAUCUUUCUGCCUACCUCUACUGUGUGUACCAGACAACCAGACCAGAUAUUGAUGAUGAUGAUGAAGGCUAAGUUAAGUGUUUAUCAAAUGUUGUGAUUAUGUAGCAGUACUGUUGGUAUUUAAACUAGCUAGUUAGCUACACAUGCUAGAACGGUGAGUGCAUCUCUCAAGCCAUGCAUGUUUGCAUACCAGGUACGAGCAAUCUCCAUAGAGCCCCACAGUGGAGGUGUCAUAAUACCCAUAAAACCUAGUGGUCAAACAGGGAAAUGGUAUCCAAUCAAUUUUCCACCAUUCAUUUUUCCCAUAGGGAAUUUUAGAAACAUUUAAAAUAAGGGCUGUGUUUUGUGUAGGCUUACCCUGACGUGACGUUUUGACAACCAUGUCAAUCUCUUAAGAACAAGGGGACUUUUAGAAAUAUAUUAGGCUCUAUUUACUCUCAGAUAUGAACUUGCUAAGGGUCAGAUCGUAAGUUACUG